Molecule: messenger RNA, 2330 nt
Organism: Meira miltonrushii
Lineage: Eukaryota; Fungi; Basidiomycota; Exobasidiomycetes; Exobasidiales; Brachybasidiaceae
Product: FAD-binding domain-containing protein
Exons: 1
Coding region: 324-2177 (617 amino acids)
Molecular function (GO): FAD binding; oxidoreductase activity
Source: RefSeq, a predicted model, not a curated record
ACAGGAUAUUGAACAUUGCUUUUCUGCUCGACUCUUUCUUUUUUCGAAAUCGAACGAUUCAUUGUUGACAGUCAAUUCGGUUCCGUAUCUGUGUGUAUGCAGGCACAUUUAGGGUUACAAGCUUAUAUACUCCGUGAAUGUUUGCCGCUAGAAUUUAGCUCCAAAGCAAGACGGAUGCAUGGGAAUUUAUGCUUAGAGGAGACACAACUGACAGCUCUCAGCAAAAAUCAAAGAGAGCAUGAAAUGAUAUAAAACCCCUCUUCGGAGGUCGGGCCUGUUCUUUCCUCUUUAUCUCAAACCCCAUCCCUUUUCUCGCUUGCAAGAUGAAGUCCCUUAUCUUCUCUUUGAUCGCCAUCAUUCUCAUCUCCGCAACAGUGAAUGCCAACCCCUCCAAACGACAAGGUACAAAAGUGUAUUGCACACCCUCACAAUCAUGUUGGCCAACACAAAGUGAUUGGGCAAGUUUCAAUUCAAGUAUUAACGGUAAUCUUAUCAAAGUAACACCUUGGCAAAGUCCAUGUUACGUUGAACCAAACGGUUAUCAACAACCUGCAUGUCAAUCUGUUCGAUUGAAUUAUUUCAACGGUGAAAUACGUUCAGAUCAAAUUGGAGCAACUCAAUUAGAUAAUUGGUCACGUUGCGUUACCAAUGCAGGCUUGGUAGGACAAUGUGAAUUGACUGCUUCUACAACCGGACAAAUCAAUCCUCUCCCGGUCACCGGACAAACUUGUCAAUUAGGCAGACUUUCUCCUUAUGGUGUUAACGUUCAAACCAAUCAAGAUGCCGUUCAAGCUUUGCAAUUUGCCCAAAAAUUCAAUAUUAAAGUAGUCAUCAAGAAUACAGGACAUGAAUAUUUGGGUAGAAGUACCGCUUUGGAUUCAUUGAUGAUUUGGACGCAUAACCUUCAAUCAACAUCAUUCCAACCAAAUUGGCAAGGAUCAGGAAAAGAUGCAUUGGCUUUGGGAGCAGGUGUGAGUGCUGAUCAAGCUUACACUGCUGCCGGAAAUGCAGGUCGUUCUAUCACUUUGGGCGCAUACAGUAGUGUAGGCGUGGCAGGUGGAUAUGCCAUGGGAGGUGGACAUGGACCUUUAGGCCCUAAAUAUGGUCUUGCGGUUGACAACAUUUUGCAAUACACAAUCGUAACUGCUGACGGUCAAAUUCGAAAUGCAAAUGCAAACUCUAACCAGGAUCUUUACUAUGCCUUGAGAGGAGGAGGCGGCGGUACAUGGGGAGUGGUAACAGAAGUGAUCUAUCAGGUGCAUCCAUCGACACCGAUGAUCUCUGUGGUAUACAAUGUGACGUUGAGCCCACUAUUACUCGCUGCUCCUGAAGCACAACAACAGGCUGCCUAUGCAGAACUCGUUAGCAAGAUGGCAGAGUAUCAAUUGAACUGGACUUUGACUGGCUGGUCGGGAUACACUUUCCUCUCUACACCCGGUUCAACGUUUGCACAAUUUUUGCCAAGCGAUGAUCUUGUUGCGGCUAAGAACAGUAUGGCAGGUAUGGUGGAAUAUUUCGCCACGAGUAAAAACUUUGUUUCCGUUCCAGUUGUACCGUUUGUGCUCUUACCAAAUUUCGAAACGUGGAGAGCAACCAUUUUGAACACUGGAGCGGGUAACACACCGGUUGCUUAUAGUGAACGACUUGCCUCACGUUUGAUUCCUUAUACUGCCAUGAAUACCACGUCUGAACAACAAGAAUUAGGAAAUGUUGUAGCGCAAGCAAUGUUUUCAAACAAGGCAGGUAAUUUAGGAUCACAAAAUUCAGCAAGGGUUCAAAGUCCAUUACAAAUUUAUUCUACCUCCGGACCUCCAGCUGCUUUUGGCGGUCCUUCAGGUAAUUCGACAGGAGUGAAUACUGCUUGGCGUUCAUCUUUGUGGGAAGUUGUGAUAGCAUCAGCAUGGACGAAUGAAUUAAGUCAAUCGAACAGAAAUUUGUUGGCACAACAAACUAGUCAAGCAGCAAACGGAUUAAGAAAGUAUGGUACGGGAACUUACUUUAGCGAAUCAGAUGUUUUGGAACCAAAUUGGCAAGAAGCCUUCUUUGGGGGUAAUUAUGAAAAACUCGUUCAAAUUAAACAAAAGUAUGACCCUAAUAAUGUCUUUGUUGUAUGGAAAGGAAUCGGUUACCAAGGUCAAGAAUCGCAAGCGGCGUUUGCAUGUUAUCAACAGGCUUGAUAUUGGUUUUAAAAACACCCCUCAUACUGCCGCGGCAGAGAAUGUUUCCGCCAUUUACCGAAAUGAUAUAUAGUCAGCUGACCUGAAAAUAUCGAUUUCUAGAAUUUAAUUAUUGGUAUUCGAGACAUGAGAAACAAGAUUAUACCGGAUGCG